This is a messenger RNA of Pimephales promelas (fathead minnow), 1293 nucleotides long. RefSeq names its product homeobox C11b (gene hoxc11b). Gene Ontology annotation, cellular component: nucleus. The record is from RefSeq and is a predicted model, not a curated record. Gene Ontology annotation, biological process: regulation of transcription by RNA polymerase II; anatomical structure development. Gene Ontology annotation, molecular function: RNA polymerase II cis-regulatory region sequence-specific DNA binding; DNA-binding transcription factor activity, RNA polymerase II-specific. Lineage: Eukaryota; Metazoa; Chordata; Actinopteri; Cypriniformes; Leuciscidae.
UUCAUUUUGAUCUACCGGACAUCUGAGGGGUAUAAUGUUUAACUCUUUCAAUCUAGGCAACUCCUGCUCCCAGUCUUGUAAACAAAGGACUUCCGAGUUUGGAGAGCGGGCGGACUGCGCCUCGAAACUCUUCCUCCCCAGAACCUAUUACGCCCCAGAAUAUUCUGCCGUUUCUUCGCUUUUACCUCAAGCCCACUCACGGCAAAUCACAUAUUCGUAUUCCACUAACUUCACGCAAGUUCCGCCAGUCAGGGAUUUAUCAUAUGAGUCGGGUAAGUGGAACCACAGGGGGAACUGCUCUUAUGCGGAGGAGGAUAGAAAUUGCCUUCCUCCGUCAGCCAUGACUGAAAAGUGGACGAAGAACGACAAUUUCUACUGUCACCACCACUAUCACCCGGGUAUUAAUCAUUCCAGCACUGGCUUUUACUCCAGCACUGGAAAGACCAACGUUUUCCCGCAAAGUUUUGGUCGUGUUUUGGACUGUUCCAAUAGCGGAUUGGGAGAUUACUGUUUGCAGAAAGGCAGCCCUGGAAAGCCCGACUCUUCGGUCCUCGUCAGUGCUGGAGAUGUAGAGAAAGGGCAUGAGAAAAACAGAACCUCGGGUUCUUUUCAAACCACGUCGGGGACAAAAAACGACAACCACACAAAAUCCGCUACCCCACGAGUGAGGAAGAAGCGAUGUCCAUACACCAAGUUUCAGAUCCGAGAAUUGGAGCGAGAAUUCUUCUUUAAUGUUUACAUCAAUAAAGAGAAACGGCUUCAGCUCUCCAGCAUGUUAAACCUCACUGACCGACAGGUCAAGAUUUGGUUCCAGAACAGACGGAUGAAGGAAAAGAAGCUAAGCGGAAUUCGCCUGCAAUAUUUUUCUGGAACCCCCCUAUUGUGAACUGUGAACUUUUCUUCAAGGGACAAAAAGUAUGUGACUUUUGAAAGGAAACUUAAGCGAUAUUUGUCUAUAGGCCUAGUUAGAGUAGCCUAAAUGUUUCUCCGAGAUAUGCUGUGCAAAUACACACACACUUGCGUCAACUCUGAGACAAUGAAAAAGCAUGUUUCGUUAUUGUAUGUUUCAAUGCAACAGUAUUAACCUCUAUAAGGAUGUUAUAAUUAUUAUUAUUACUGGCUCUGCUUCAACAAGCUGCUGAAAAAAACAAUGGUGUUAAAAAUCUCUGCGCACCCUUUUUUGUUUGCGUUCAUAUGCCGUGAAGAAUCUAAAAGGAUUACACGAUUGGAUGUGCAUUAAUAUUUGGACAGGAAAAAAAAAACGAAAAUAAAUCAUAGGCUACUCGCAUAAUG